Molecule: messenger RNA, 1703 nt
Organism: Thamnophis sirtalis
Lineage: Eukaryota; Metazoa; Chordata; Lepidosauria; Squamata; Natricidae
Source: RefSeq, a predicted model, not a curated record
AGAUGAUCCUCCGCUCCGGCCGCGCCUCGGUGGAAGGGCUCCGCCAGCACUCCUGUUUUAAAUCCUGACCUCGUCGGUUCCCCCUCUGAUUUUGGGAAAACCUGGAGCGGGUUUGGGAAGCACCAUGGUUUGGUGCCUGUGCUUAAUGUCCGAGGACGAGAAAAAUGCCAUGGUGAUCGAUAAAGAAAUCAGCCGGCUGCUCCAAGAACAGAAGAAACGAGACCGGCAGGAGUUAAAGUUACUACUGUUGGGCACCGGGGAAGGUGGAAAAAGUACCUUCAUCAAACAGAUGAGGAUUAUCCAUGGAGUGGGAUUCACGGAAGACGAACGGAAGGAAUUUGCCAAAGUGGUCUAUCAAAACAUCUUCACCUCUGUCCAGGCCAUCAUCAAAGCUAUGGAGAGCCUGCAGAUUCCUUACGGCCAGGAGGAGAACGCACAUAUUCUGGCACUGGUAUUUGCUGUAAAAGAAAUCAAUGAAAAUCCACAUAUUUUGUCAAACAUCACUCUGAGCUUCCAGAUCUAUAACAGCCAUUUUAGUGCAAGCUGGACUUACCUUGCCUCAAUGGAGCUUCUCUCCACCCAGAAGAGGUUCAUUCCAAACUACAAGUGUGAUACUAGAAGCAAUGCAGUUGCAGUCAUUGGGGGACCUAAUUCAAAUGUCUGCCUCCAUAUGGCCACCAUCCUUGGUCUCUACAAGAUCCCGCAGGUAAGGAACCUCUAUACCUCCGAUGUUUCCCUUAUUGUCAUGAUUAAAAUAAGAGGAAAACUCUGUGACUUUUUUUUUUUCCUUUCGAAUCUGGAUCGCAUUGCUUCUGAGGGGUAUAUGCCAAACGCCCAGGAUAUUCUGAGAACUCGCGUGCCCACGACGGGCAUUAACGAGUACUGCUUCUCGAUGCAAAAGAACCGAAUGAGGGAGAGUUUAGAUCUCUUCAGGACCAUUCUGGAACUGCCCUGGUUCUGGAACACCUCGAUUAUCCUCUUCCUGAACAAAAUGGACAUCCUGGAGGAGAAAAUCCUCACCUCCGAUUUGGCUGCCUAUUUCCCCACUUUCCCAGGUCCCAAGCGAGACGUUCACGCGGCCAAAUGCUUCAUCCUGGAGAUGUACAGCGACAUCUUCCAUCAGUUUCUCGACGGGCCUCUAUGCAGCGGUUCCCCUUCGUCCUCCCGACCCCGGUUCCUUUACCACCAUUACACCUGCGCCACCGACACGCAGAACAUCUGCGCUGUUUUCGCGGAUAUCAAGGACGCCGUUCUGGCAAGCUACUUGGAAGAGUUUAACCUGGUUUGAAACAAGCCGGCUCCAGCUGCAUCACGGAAUUUCUGGGCUCGCCAUCCAGAUGUUGCCUCGGACUCGUGAGAAACCGGAGAGACUGAAUUCACAAGGAAGCAUUCCUGUGGGGGGCGCCGGGGUGAAGGAGAGUCACUGUUUCUCAUAUCCUUUGCCCCGUCUUCCUGUGGGAACCUUGGAUAGAACUGGGGCAGAGGGGAUAUUCAGCCGGUUUGGAGUGGUUCGCCCGAACCGGUUGUGGAAAUUGCAGGCGGGGCUUCCCACCCGCUCCUGCUCUGUGCCGUCCUAUUUAGGCACGUUUUCAAGCCACGCGCAUGCCAGCAAGCCGCGCACGACAGUAAAGCACAUGCACGGAAGGCUGUGUGCAUGCGUUGAUGCGCACACUCACAUUUGCGAACCAGUUGGUGAAUGCCAC